UUAAAACUACUACUAAAUGGACUCAUUCAAGAAAGGCUGGUUCACUGAGACAGGUGUACUAAACUCGUCCACUACUAACCUAUCCAUACGUGUCGACCAAAUAAUUCACGAACAAAAAUCCGAUUACCAGAAUAUACUGGUCUUCCAGAGCGAACUAUUUGGCCGAUGUCUUGUAUUGGACGACGCCAUCCAAUGUACCGAAAAAGACGAAUUUUCCUAUCAGGAAAUGAUAGCAUUUUUGCCGCUAAACUCCCACCGACUACCCCAACGAGUGCUGAUCAUUGGCGGCGGCGACGGCGGCGUUGUCCGCGAAGUGGUCAAACAUCCGCUGGUCGAACAGGUAGUUAUGUGCGAAAUUGAUCCGGCCGUAGUCGAUGUAUCCAAACGCUACCUGCCGUUUAUGUCCGCGGCUUUCGACGAUCCCAAACUGCGGCUACUGUUUGAAGAUGGCUACGAGUUUGUCAAGAAUCACCCGAACGAAUUCGAUGUCAUCAUUACCGACAGUUCCGAUCCGAAAGGACCGGCCGAAUGUCUAUUCCAGGAACCAUACUAUCGGGCACUGUAUCGAUCGUUGAGGACGGGCGGUAUUAUCUGCUGUCAGGCCGAAUCCUAUUGGUUUGAUUUGACAUUUAUCAAACAAUUGGUUAGGAAAUGUCGGGGUAUAUUCCAGUCGGUUAGGUACGGGUCGACUCAAGUGCCUUCCUAUCCGUCCGGUCAGAUCGGCUUUCUUGUCUGUUCGAAGGACCAGUCGGUCGAUUUUGCCGAUCCGGUCAACAAGUUUACGGCCGUCCAGUGUACUGGUAUGCAGUUGCGCUACUAUACCAGCGAAAUACAUACCAGCGCUUUCCGAUUGCCACCAUUUGUCCAAAAAGAAUUGGAUAGCGUUUAGCAAAACAAACAAACAAUUUUAUUGUUGAAUUUAUUAUUAUUAGAUGCAAUCAAUCAAUAAAAUCUAUAUAUAUUUAUAUAGAUA
This is a messenger RNA of Oppia nitens, 973 nucleotides long. RefSeq names its product spermidine synthase-like (gene SpdS). Gene Ontology annotation, molecular function: spermidine synthase activity. The record is from RefSeq and is a predicted model, not a curated record. Bases 17 to 889 code for a protein of 290 amino acids. The transcript has 3 exons. Gene Ontology annotation, cellular component: cytosol. Gene Ontology annotation, biological process: spermidine biosynthetic process. NCBI's taxonomy places the organism in Eukaryota, Metazoa, Arthropoda, Arachnida, Sarcoptiformes, Oppiidae.